AUGGCAUUCAGAAAUAGAAAUAGGCUACAGUGUUACGUGUGUGAUGCCAUAGUACGACCAGGACAAUUGGCACGAAUUGACGGCGAUGAUAAUUUAAAUAAGUGUGAAAUUGCUAUUAGCAGACGCGAUGCAAAUAAUCGACCAGCACUUGAUAUAACAGCUCGUACUAGACUUUGCGUUAAUUGCAAUCGUUCUAUUCUUAAUGAAAUAGAAGCUAUUGAGCGGGACCCUACUUGUUUGAGAUUGAACGUAUUGACACAAACCUCUAGUCAUACGUGUAUGAUCUGUAAUCAGUAUGCUAAUAUACAGAGAUUAUCAGUUGAGUGCCGAGUAAAUAUUUUCGUCAUAAGGAAUAUUUAUAUACCUGAGACGACUAAAUGUUGCAAUAUCCACUUAGAUCAUAAUGGUUUGUUGUUACAAUACUUGUUGGGUGGAUUAAAGUUUGUUAACAGACCGUAUGUGAUACGUGGACAGCAGUUACAAAUUAUUCUGCAAGAACUUCGAAGAGCUAAUCAGAACAGUUGCUCAUAUAAUGAUGAAAAUAGUUUUACUGACGAAGAGUUUAAAUCGAUAACCCCCAUAUCACAAAAUCAGUUCCGCGAAUUAUAUACAUUCUGUGAUCCAGUAUCGCGAAUAGAUGGAAAGGGUUACAGAUACAUAUCAAAAAGAGAUCUUCUGUUAUUUCUCUGUAAACUACGUCAAGGCCUGAGUGAUGAAUUUUUGAAAGUCAUCUUUCAUUAUCCUAGCAGACAAACCGUAAGUUUAACUAUCCAAACAGUGAGAAGAUCUCUUAUGCAACGAUUCGUACCUCAAAAUAUUGGUUUCCAAGCAAUAACGAGAAAUGAAUUUAUUGAAAGACACGUUACCGAUUUCGCUAAUGGCCUGUACAAUCCACAACCCAAUGAACCUAGAAUAAUUGCUUAUAUUGACGGUACCUAUGCUUACAUACACAAAAGCAGUAACUUCCGUAUCUUAAGGCAAUCUUACUGUCGUCAUAAAGGUCGCCAUUUAGUUAAACCUGCUCUUAUUGUGGCUCCAGAUGGCUACAUACUAACAAUCCAAGGUCCAUACUUUUCAGAUUCAAGGAAUAAUGAUGCGGAGAUGCUUCGAAAUGAGUAUGCUAGAGAUGGUGAUGCGAUGAGAGCAUGGUUUCAAGAUGGAGACAUUUUUGUAGUUGAUCGCGGAUACCGGGAUACUAUGCCUAUGCUCGAAGCCUUGGGAAUUCAUGUAAAAAUGCCACCCAUUCUCGAGCCUGGACAACGUCAAUUUUCCACUGAACAAGCAAACAAAUCACGUUUAGUUACCAAAACUAGGUGGAUAAUUGAAGCUAGAAACGACCAUAUAAAAAGCGUCUUCAAGUUUUUUGCACAAACCGUUAUUAUGCCGCAUGUCACGAAUCUCGGUGAUUUCUUCCGUAUAGCAGGAGCAAUUAUAAAUAGGUAUCAUCCAUUGGUACACAUGGAAGGUGCUAACUUCCAAUUAGCUCAACAAUUAUUAGCUAGAGCCCAGGAGCCAAACGUCGUGCAAGCUCGAGUAGAAAUGGAAAAUCUUCGUACGAGAAAUGCAAGAUGGAUUCGCUUGAACCACAAUCAGGUUAACGAUUUUCCACACCUUGACAUAGAUUACCUUAGAGAUUUGACCGUUGGAAUAUAUCAGGUAUAUCUUGCAGCUGGAUAUAUCCAAGAUAGGCUUCAGCGAGAAGACAAAGAAUUUCAUAUAGAUAUGCUCACUAAUGAACAUGGCUUUUUGCGAGUACGACAAUAUUCACGUUUUCGGAAUGCGACAACGCAUCAAUUAUGGAUAGCGUACAACGCUAUCCAUAAUGAAAACAAUAUUGAUGAUGAAAACAAUAUCGAUCAUAAACAUAUUCUUGGAUAUUACUGUACUUGCCAAUCCGGAGCAAGAAUUGUUGGAUGCUGUGCACACGUAGCAAGCGUAAUCUGGUUUCUGGGCUACGCAAGACAUCAACCAAAUAUAAGGUACCUGAAGCAUCUCUACUUCAUUCGGUCUUAG
This is a messenger RNA of Camponotus floridanus (Florida carpenter ant), 2013 nucleotides long. RefSeq lists its product as uncharacterized. The record is from RefSeq and is a predicted model, not a curated record. NCBI's taxonomy places the organism in Eukaryota, Metazoa, Arthropoda, Insecta, Hymenoptera, Formicidae. The coding region runs from base 1 to 2013 and encodes 670 amino acids. The transcript has a single exon.